CAGUUCAGUACACACAUUACCUGCUUCGCACAUACACUCAACCUUGCCUCGCAGAAGGGUUUGGGGGUGGACCGUGCUUCCAGGUUGUUGGGGAAAGUGCGAAAAAUUGUUGGAUAUUUUCACCGCAGCCCGAUUGCAUGUCACGCCCUACAGGGAAAAACAAACUCUGAUGGAUUUACCAAAACAUAAACUGAUCCAAGACAUAAUCACCAGAUGGAACAGUUCAUUCGAAAUGCUUGAACGUUUUUUGGAACAACAGCCAGCUAUAAUGGCAACUCUGAUGUCCAAGGAUCUACGAAAGGGGGUCACAGAUGUAGGCACGCUGAGUGAGAGUGAUAUUGCCAACAUGGAUGACAUUGUUCAGUUGAUGGGUCCUGUCAAAAUGGCAACCACUGUGAUGUGUGAAGAAGACCAGCCAACUCUCUCUGUAAUUGCUCCUCUUCAAGCAAAACUGCUGAAACACCUACAGCCAUGCGAAGACGACUCAACCCUGGUUGCAGAGAUUAAGAGGGUGAUGGCCAGUGACCUCUCCACACGCUACAGAGGCACCCAAGAUGCUCUCAACAUAGCAUCAGCUGGAAGCUCAAGCACAAAGCUGUCAGGAUUCAAUGAAGAGACCACAGCUCCAAAUGAGUCACCUCCUUGUAAGAAGAAAGCCUUAGAUGCGCUGUUUGGCGAUUCCUUCACCCAAAGAGAAAGAAAAUCCACAAGCGAGACAGCCAGAGCAGAGGUGUUAAAGUACCGAGCAAAAGAUGCGUUGCCUUUGACUGAAAAUGCCAUGAAGUGGUGGAGAUCUCAGGAGAAAGAGCUACCUGUACUUUCCACCCUUGCUAAACGGUACCUGUGCAUUCCAGGCACCAGUGUGCCAGCAGAACGAGUUUUUAGUACUGCUGGCGACAUAGUGAACGCACAGAGAAGUGUUCUGCAGCCAGAUCAUGUUGAUCAGUUGAUAUUUUUGAAAAAAAAUCUGUAGUCAUUGAAGAGUAGCCUAGUAGGUUACACUUGAUAUUUUGUUGAAUAUUGUUUGUUUAUUAAAAUAAGAGUAGUA
Coregonus clupeaformis (lake whitefish) is the source of this 1048-nucleotide messenger RNA. Its product is annotated as E3 SUMO-protein ligase ZBED1-like. NCBI's taxonomy places the organism in Eukaryota, Metazoa, Chordata, Actinopteri, Salmoniformes, Salmonidae. The record is from RefSeq and is a predicted model, not a curated record. Gene Ontology annotation, molecular function: protein dimerization activity. Bases 170 to 973 code for a protein of 267 amino acids. The transcript has 3 exons.